UGGGCGGAGCGAGCCGUCUGUAUUGCCGGGAAAGGGAAGCGCGUUCGUGCGCGGCGGAGGUUCCAUGGAUCGCUUCGCCUGGGCUACUGGCCUCUUGGAGAUCCACGAGAACCUCGUCACGCAGCAGCGCGGGGUCCGCCUGUACGAUGGGGAGGAAAAGGUGAAGUUUGAAAAUGGAGUAUUGCUCCUUAGUACACACAGAUUGAUCUGGAGAGAUCAGAAAAAUCAUGAAUGCUGUAUGGCUAUUCCUCUUUCCCAAAUUAUCUUCAUUGAAGAGCAAGCAGCAGGGAUAGGAAAAAGUGCCAAAAUAGUUGUACAUCUUCAUUCAGUAGGUUCCAAUAAGGAUCCUGGUCCAUUCCAGACUAGUAAAUACUCAUAUAUCAAGCUUUCUUUCAAGGAACAUGGUCAGAUUGAGUUCUUCAGGAGGCUUACGGAAGAAAUGUCUCAGCGCAGAUGGGAGAACAUGCCAGCUUCUCAAACCAUAGAUGUUGACAAGGCUUCACAGAGUGGAAGAAUAAGAGCUGCAGGAAUUGUUGGCAUUGAGAGGAAAUUAGAAGAAAGAAGAAAAGAGAUGGAUAAAAAUAUUUCUGAGGCUUUUGAAGACCUCAGUAAGCUGAUGGAAAAGGCAAAGGAAAUGGUGGAAUUGUCCAAAUCAAUUGCUAGCAAGAUCAGAGAAAAGCAGGGUGACAUCACUGAAGAUGAGACAAUAAGAUUCAAAUCCUAUUUGUUGAGUAUGGGCAUUGCCAAUCCAGUUACCCGGGAAACCUAUGGAUCUGGCACUCAUUACCAUAUGCAACUGGCAAAACAAUUGGCUGGAAUUUUACAGGCACCUUUAGAGGAACGGGGAGGAAUAAUGUCCCUCACAGAAGUUUAUUGUCUGGUGAAUCGUGCUCGUGGCCUAGAGUUGCUUUCCCCUGAAGAUCUAGUAAAUGCUUGUAAGAUGUUGGAAUCACUAAAGUUACCUCUAAGAUUACGAAUAUUUGACAGUGGCGUUAUGGUGAUUGAACUCCUAUCACAUAAUGAAGAAGAAAUGGUGGCUUCUGCUUUAGAGACAGUUUCUGAGAAGGGAUCUCUUACUGCCGAAGAGUUUGCAAAGCUUGUAGGAAUGUCUGUGCUUUUAGCCAAAGAAAGGUUGCUGUUAGCUGAAAAGAUGGGCCAGCUUUGCAGAGAUGAUUCUGUAGAAGGCUUGAGAUUCUAUCCAAAUUUAUUUGUUACCCAAAGCUGAUUAUUCAUUUUUUCUAUUUUUAUCUUAUUUAAAUAUGUUUGCUAGAUGCAGUCUGAAGAAAAGAAUGUCAAGAGAUAUACCCAUUUAUACCAUGGUUUAGCUAAAUUGUAAUGAUGAACCAGUAAUGCACCAGGAGGGAAGAAGGGAUUAGCUAUGUGUAGAAAGAGAAUAACACCCCUAAAACCUUGUAGAUAUCAUGAAACUGCAGCUAUUUCAGAUCUUCAAAGCAAAUUGGACAUGAAGGUCCGUUUAAUGACUUUUUUCAAGAAGGAAGAAAGUGAAAUGAUUUUUAAAAAAACAUGAGGGGAGGGUUAACUGUGGGCUAUUUGCAAGGCUAGAUAAAUCAAGUAGUCUAUUUCUCCCUCCAUCCAUCUUUUGCCAUGGAUUUGCAUCUGCAACUUGAAAUCAAUAAAAUAUUAACAGGAGAAAAAAUAUUUCUAGAGCAAUCUAAUGCAAAAUAAUGUUAGAAAUGUCCAUAUUUUAGGAACAAAACUUCCUUAUCAACAUUUGUUUGUAAUUAUUUUCAAAGGAAGAAUGGAUCAGAAAACUGUUUUGUGUAUGGCUUCAUGCUGAAUGUUAAGACAAGGAGCGCUGUGAACUCAAAUUUCCUUCCUUCCAUUCUUCAGUUGUUGAUUCUACAAAGUUUCUAUUUUUGUCUCUCUGGCAUAGCUGUGAAGGAUAUUCAUCCUGAGUUCUUCUAAGCCAGAGGUUUUUUAUGUUUCAUCUUUAUAUUAAAAAAUAAAGAUGAAAGAUUUAUUCAUCCUUUAUCUUGGAAAAGUUCGCUGGUACUGUAUCAGUUUUUAUAUGAAACAAGAAAACUUUGGUUUCAC
Pseudonaja textilis is the source of this 2055-nucleotide messenger RNA. It is a transcript of the gene VPS36, whose product is annotated as vacuolar protein sorting 36 homolog. NCBI's taxonomy places the organism in Eukaryota, Metazoa, Chordata, Lepidosauria, Squamata, Elapidae. The record is from RefSeq and is a predicted model, not a curated record. Gene Ontology annotation, cellular component: ESCRT II complex; late endosome membrane. Gene Ontology annotation, biological process: protein transport to vacuole involved in ubiquitin-dependent protein catabolic process via the multivesicular body sorting pathway. Gene Ontology annotation, molecular function: ubiquitin binding; phosphatidylinositol-3-phosphate binding.